Gryllus bimaculatus (two-spotted cricket) is the source of this 510-nucleotide messenger RNA. Lineage: Eukaryota; Metazoa; Arthropoda; Insecta; Orthoptera; Gryllidae. The record is from the annotation of a GenBank genome assembly.
UUGACUCGUUGCGGAAGCACCGAGCUCAUCGGCGGCCUGCUGUACACCAUCUCCGACAAGACCCGUCGCAACGGCCUGGAAAUGAUCUGCAAGAGCAACCGCUGCGGUUGCCCGUGCCUCCCGAUGGUGUCACCACAACUCCCACCAACGAGGUUGUAAUACGGAGGGUUGCAUCCAUCCAGCAGCCAUAUUGCACGGAGGCCAGUUUUACACGGAGGUCGACUGUCAUCGUCGAAAUGGGCUGCAAGAUAAAUGCAAGCUCUGUGGCAGCUGCUGGCCUUGAGCGUGUUCUUUGAUACCUUCCACGGAACCAGCAAACAUCCAUAGAGCUGCGCUACGGGCCCGCGCCGUCUGCCUCCGCACGGACCGCCGCCCGCCCUAGCGGCCCGACAGCAGCCGGCCUAGCGCACGACCCCCACUCCACCGCCUGGCAAACUCAAGACUCGCACAAAAAAAAGAAACUUCUAAACAAUGUAUAACGCAAAACAUCCAAAAGAAUAAACAUGCAGC